ACAUUAGUCGGACUCGCAAAAACUUUUCGGCUUGUUUACAGCUAUAACAAUUUGGAAAUAACAAUAUUAAUUGUAGUUAUUGAUAACUAAUCAUGUCGUUUCACUUAAGCACAAAAGAGCGCUUGCUUUUGCUAAUCGACGACAUAGAAAUGAUCUCCAAAGAACUUAUAGAGCAAGCGCACCAGAAAAUCUCCAGCACCGAAUUGAGUGAAUUGCUCGAUUUGCUUGUUUCCAAGGAUGAGGAGUUUAGAAAAAUGUUGGAAUUGGCCGAGGAGCAGGCCAAAGUUGAGGAGGCAAUGGAUAAUCUGCGCGCCAAAGUGGAGAUUCACGAUCGGGAAAUUCAGAAGCUACAGAAAUCACUCAAAGAUGCGGAACUCAUACUCUCCACAGCCAUAUUUCAGGCACGCCAGAAGCUGGCCAGCAUUAAUCAGGCUAAUAAGCGUCCCGUUUCGUCAGAGGAACUCAUCAAAUACGCACAUCGCAUUAGUUCGGCAAAUGCAGUCAGCGCUCCACUAACUUGGUGUAUUGGCGAUCUCAGGCGACCAUAUCCCACUGACAUUGAGAUGCGCAACGGGCUACUGGGGAAAUCUGAGCAGAAUAUCAAUGGGGGAAUUGUGACACAUCAGAAUAGCACCAUUCAGUCGGAUGCCCAGCGAAAUUUGAGCGCUGCAGGUGGUCCUGGGGGAGGUGGCGGGGGCGGCGGAGAAGUGCCAAAUGCAUUCCAAAACCAAUUCAGCUGGAAUCUUGGCGAACUGCAUAUGAUGGGUGCAUCGGGUAACUCGGUGGCCCUGGAGACAAGAAAGGAAUCUUCGGCACAGGAUGAUGUGGAAGUCAUGUCCACUGACAGCUCAAGUUCCAGUUCGAGUGACUCGCAAUAGAUGUGUUGGCACUUAAUAUAUAAGCAUAUAAUUUAUAGUAUAGCUAAUAAGCCAGUUUAAUAUAUAUGCACAUUAAUAAUAAAC
Messenger RNA from Drosophila grimshawi, 962 nucleotides. RefSeq names its product mediator of RNA polymerase II transcription subunit 4 (gene MED4). The transcript has 2 exons. Gene Ontology annotation, biological process: regulation of transcription by RNA polymerase II. Gene Ontology annotation, cellular component: core mediator complex; mediator complex. Lineage: Eukaryota; Metazoa; Arthropoda; Insecta; Diptera; Drosophilidae. The record is from RefSeq and is a predicted model, not a curated record. Gene Ontology annotation, molecular function: transcription coregulator activity. The coding region runs from base 93 to 878 and encodes 261 amino acids.